AUGUUCACCAAUAUUUUUAUCAUCAUUCUUUUGAGUACACAGGAUAACUCAAAUUUUAUCAAAAAAGAAAAUGUUGAUGGAUGGUGGAAAGACUUGCAGCAGGCUUUUCAACGUUAUUAUGAGCAAAGCAAGAACAGUUUCGAUGAUACGUUGAAUGAAAUCAAACGUCGAACCUUACAGGCAAUUGAAAUGGGCAAAGAAAAAUUUUCAGAAUUACAAGAGAAAUAUAAUGAAAUACAAGAUAGUAAUAAAACUUUAGAUAAUGAAAAAAAUGUCUGGGAAAGUCGUCUUGAGGAAUUGAAAGAUCAGAGCUUGAAAACUCUAAAGAAUAUAAAUGAAAAGUACGAGCAAUUGAAGAAAAAAACUGAGAAUGUUAUAAAACAGCAACAGGAAAUAUGGCAAACGAAAAUUAAAGAAUUGGUAGAGGAUAUUCGUAAGAUUGAAGAAAAAAAAACCGAUAUUAAGUAA
Molecule: messenger RNA, 468 nt
Organism: Ceratosolen solmsi marchali
Lineage: Eukaryota; Metazoa; Arthropoda; Insecta; Hymenoptera; Agaonidae
Product: leucine-rich repeat flightless-interacting protein 2-like
Exons: 2
Coding region: 1-468 (155 amino acids)
Source: RefSeq, a predicted model, not a curated record